Molecule: messenger RNA, 786 nt
Organism: Podospora anserina S mat+
Lineage: Eukaryota; Fungi; Ascomycota; Sordariomycetes; Sordariales; Podosporaceae
Exons: 3
Coding region: 1-786 (261 amino acids)
Source: RefSeq, a predicted model, not a curated record
AUGGCACCAGUCUAUGCAGACCACCCAUUCCCCCUUAUCCAGACUCCUGUGUUUGCAGCGAAACAAGACCCGCAUGCAAAGGUGGACAGCUUCGACCGUGCCGCCUCGGAAAUGGCCAACGCGCACAAUCUCAUGAUCCGCGGCCUUAAUUCCAUCUAUCUUCAAGCUCCACACGUCACAGCUCCCGACGCAAAACCCUUUUGCCGGUACAUUGCGGCUUUCACCAACCUGAUUCACGUCCACCACCACGGCGAGGAGACACAUUUCUUUCCAGAGGUAGAGAGGUUGUCGGGGGUGGAGGGAAUCAUGGAGACGAAUGUCCAUCAACACGGCGUGUUCAAGAAAGGGCUACACGAUCUGGAUGAUUACAUUAAUGGUGUUCUGGCGGAUAAACAGAAGUAUGACGGUAACAGGGUAGUGCAGAUGAUUGAUGUAUUUGGGAAAAGUCUCGUCGAGCAUCUGCGGGAUGAAAUCCCUACGUUGCAGAGGUUGAGAGAGGUGGAUGGAGAGGGGAGAAAGAUGGCGGAGGCGAUUGAGAGGAUCAUGGGGGAGGAAGGGGAGAGUUCGAUGAAAGCACUUGGAAUGCCUGGCAUGUUGUGGUGUUUUGCCAAUCUGGACAUCCACUUCGAGGACGAUAUAUGGCUGGACUGGCCUGCUGCACCGGGCCCUGUCAAGUUUCUGUAUCGGAAUGUGUUCUGGUGGGUUUAUACUGAUCUUAGGAAGUUUGGAUCAGUUGACAGGAACGGCAAGCUGAGGGCUCUAUAUGCUGUUCCCAAGUCAGAAUAA